GGCGCGGCGUGCACGCCCGGCCGAGGACCCGCCGCGGCACAGCAAGCCCCGCGUGCCCGCCGCCCCGCCCCCUUUCCCCACGCCCCCGCAAGCCCCGGCUGCUCCCGCCCCCCAGCCCGUGCCGCAGGGAGGAGCUGCGGGCUCCCGGCGCGCCGGUCCGAGCGCGCCGCCGGCGCCAUGCCCCGCAUAGAUGCCGACCUCAAGCUAGACUUCAAGGAUGUCCUGCUCCGACCCAAGCGAAGCAGCCUCAAGAGCCGAGCCGAGGUGGAUCUUGAGCGAACCUUCACAUUUCGGAACUCGAAGCAGACCUACUCGGGGAUUCCCAUCAUUGUGGCCAACAUGGACACCGUGGGGACGUUUGAGAUGGCAGUGGUGAUGUCACAGCACUCCAUGCUUACAGCAAUUCACAAGCAUUACACCCUGGAUGACUGGAAGCUCUUUGUCGCUAAUCACCCAGAAUGCCUGCAGCAUAUAGCCGUGAGUUCGGGCAGUGGGAAGAAUGAUCUGGAAAAGAUGAGCAGCAUCCUGGAAGCUGUGCCGCAGGUUAAGUUUAUUUGCCUGGAUGUGGCCAAUGGAUACUCAGAACAUUUUGUGGAAUUCGUGAAGCUCGUCCGGGCCAGAUUUCCAGAACACACCAUUAUGGCAGGGAACGUGGUGACGGGAGAGAUGGUGGAAGAGCUUAUUCUUUCAGGAGCAGAUAUAAUCAAAGUGGGCAUUGGACCAGGUUCCGUGUGCACCACUCGCACCAAGACGGGAGUGGGCUACCCCCAGCUGAGUGCUGUGAUCGAGUGUGCAGACUCGGCCCACGGCCUGAAGGGGCACAUCAUCUCGGACGGAGGCUGCACAUGUCCAGGAGAUGUCGCCAAAGCCUUUGGAGCCGGAGCAGAUUUUGUCAUGCUGGGAGGGAUGUUUUCGGGCCAUACUGAGUGUGCUGGAGAGGUGAUCGAGAGGAAUGGACAGAAGCUCAAGCUGUUCUAUGGGAUGAGCUCGGAGACAGCGAUGAAGAAACAUGCGGGAGGGGUUGCAGAGUACAGAGCCUCUGAGGGCAAGACCGUGGAAGUGCCUUACAAAGGGGAUGUCGAGAACACUAUUCUGGACAUUCUCGGGGGACUGAGAUCUACCUGCACCUAUGUAGGGGCUGCCAAACUCAAAGAGCUCAGCAGGAGGGCGACGUUCAUCCGGGUGACCCAGCAGCACAACACCGUGUUCAGCUAACCUCGAGAUCAAGGACGAGACGACCUCCAGCUGCCGGAAGCGUCCGCACAUGCCUGCUUUCCCAUCCCCCUCCUCCUGUGACGGCAGAGUUUCUGGCUGAUCCCAGAAGCAAGGCACUUCCUGGGUCAGCGCUUGGAGCUUAGCUGCCCAGAACGUGUAACCUCCUUGUUAAAAGUAACACUCACGCCUUUUUCUUUUCUUUUCUUUUUUUUAAGAAAAUGGUUUCACUUUAAUAUAAUGCUAUGAAGACUU
This is a messenger RNA of Eubalaena glacialis (North Atlantic right whale), 1467 nucleotides long. It is a transcript of the gene GMPR, whose product is annotated as guanosine monophosphate reductase. The coding region runs from base 178 to 1215 and encodes 345 amino acids. The record is from RefSeq and is a predicted model, not a curated record. Lineage: Eukaryota; Metazoa; Chordata; Mammalia; Artiodactyla; Balaenidae. Gene Ontology annotation, biological process: nucleotide metabolic process. Gene Ontology annotation, cellular component: GMP reductase complex. The transcript has 9 exons. Gene Ontology annotation, molecular function: GMP reductase activity.